AUGACGUGGCACGUUUUAAUUGGUCUUAGCUCUUGUGAGCCAAUCAAGUAUAAGAAGGAUGUUGAUGAGGUAAAUAGAAGGACCAGCGGGACUGAUGGAACUGAGUUUGAUGGGACAGAUGUGAUUGGAAACACAAAACAUUUGAUGAGUGCAGUGAACUCCUUACCUGAGUUGACUGAAAAGGAACUAAGAUGGAUAAACUACGUACGAUUUGCUAUCAUGUAUCUCAUUUCAUCAGAAAGCAUUAACCAUGCAAAGAUCAAAUCGCUGAAUGUCUCAUUGGCAUCAGCAAAUUCUGCUAGCAGAUCGAAGCAAAAUGUAGUUGAUUGGGGGCAUGAGAAGCUCUAUGGGCAGUCAUUUAGUGCUGUGACAGCAGGUUUCAAAAAUCUGUUAUAUUCUAGUGAUAGGCAGCUGGCACUAACUAGGGCAGUGGAGGCUUUGAUGGAGGGAAAGCCAAAUCCAGAAGUUGAUUCUUACCUUAUGUUUGAUCCUCGUGCUCCGGAGUCAAGCUCGGGAAGCAACCAUUUAAAAGGACCUUUUAAGGAGGCUAUAGUGCUCAUGGUUGGUGGUGGUAAUUAUGUGGAGUACGGGAGCCUGCAAGAGCUUGUACAGCGUCAACAGCCUACGAGGCAUGUUAUCUAUGGAACAACAGAAAUACUCACAGGAGAGGAGUGUUUUGUGGAGCAGCUUGCUAUUUUGGGCCAGAAAAUGGGAUUGGGUGGUGCUCCUGUUGCUGCUCCAACUCUGUGA
Molecule: messenger RNA, 750 nt
Organism: Rosa chinensis
Lineage: Eukaryota; Viridiplantae; Streptophyta; Magnoliopsida; Rosales; Rosaceae
Product: SEC1 family transport protein SLY1
Biological process (GO): endoplasmic reticulum to Golgi vesicle-mediated transport; intracellular protein transport
Cellular component (GO): Golgi membrane; cytosol
Molecular function (GO): syntaxin binding
Source: RefSeq, a predicted model, not a curated record